AUGGGUGACGCUCUGAUGGCUGAGUUUGGGAAGGCGGCUCCUUUCCUAAGAAAGUCAGACAAAGAGCGUCUGGAAGCUCAGACCAGACGUUUUGACAUCAAGACUGAAUGUUUUGUAGUGGACGAUAAAGUUGAAUAUGUGAAGGGACAAAUCCAGAGCAAAGACGGAGGGAUGGUGACUGUCAAGAAGGCUGAUGGAACAACUGUCACUGUGAAGGAGACUGAUGUUCACCCCCAGAACCCGCCAAAAUUUGAUAAAAUUGAAGACAUGGCGAUGUUCACUUUCCUCCAUGAGCCUGCUGUGCUGUUCAACCUCAAAGAGCGUUACGCAGCGUGGAUGAUCUACACCUACUCCGGGCUCUUCUGUGUCACCGUCAACCCCUACAAGAUGCUUCCUGUCUACGACUCUGAGGUGGUGGCUGCCUACAGGGGAAAGAAGAGAACCGAGGCCCCCCCUCACAUCUUCUCAAUCUCUGAUAACGCCUACCAGUACAUGCUGACUGACAGAGAGAACCAGUCUGUUCUCAUCACCGGAGAAUCCGGAGCAGGAAAGACGGUGAACACUAAAAGAGUCAUCCAGUACUUUGCCAGCAUCGCAGCUGUCGGUGGUGGAGGCAAAAAAGACACCAGCAAGGGAACACUCGAGGACCAGAUCAUCCAGGCCAAUCCUGCACUGGAGGCCUUUGGCAACGCCAAAACGCUGAGAAACGACAACUCGUCUCGUUUUGGAAAAUUCAUUCGAAUUCACUUUGGUACGAGCGGCAAACUGUCCUCUGCCGACAUCGAGACGUACCUGCUGGAGAAGUCACGCAUCACUUUUCAGCUUAAGGCUGAGAGGAACUAUCACAUUUUUUACCAGAUCCUGUCCAAUCAGAAGCCUGAGCUGCUGGACAUGCUGCUGAUCACCAACAACCCGUAUGACUACUCCUACAUCUCCCAAGGCGAGGUAACCGUAGCCUCCAUCGAUGACUCGGAGGAGCUGGUGGCCACCGACAGUGCCUUCGAUGUGCUCGGCUUCACUCCAGAAGAGAAGAUGGGUGUCUAUAAACUUACUGGUGCCAUCAUGCACUACGGCAACAUGAAGUUCAAACAGAAGCAGCGUGAGGAGCAGGGUGAACCUGACGGGACGGAGGCUGCCGAUAAAUCAACCUACCUGAUGGGGCUGAACUCUGCCGACCUCAUCAAAGGCCUGUGUCAUCCCAGGGUCAAGGUAGGAAAUGAAUAUGUCACCAAAGGCCAAAGUGUGGACCAAGUCUACUACGCCAUCGGUGCUCUGGCCAAGUCAGUGUAUGAAAAGAUGUUUAACUGGAUGGUGGUGAGAAUUAACCAAUCCCUGGCCACCAAACAGCACCGUCAGUACUUCAUAGGAGUGCUGGACAUAGCUGGAUUUGAGAUAUUUGAUUUAAACACCUUUGAGCAGCUGUGCAUCAACUACACUAACGAGAAACUGCAACAGUUUUUCAACCAUCACAUGUUUGUGCUGGAGCAAGAGGAGUACAAGAAGGAAGGGAUUGAUUGGGAGUUCAUUGACUUUGGGAUGGACUUACAAGCUUGUAUCGACCUAAUUGAGAAGCCGCUUGGGAUCCUGUCCAUUCUGGAGGAAGAAUGCAUGUUUCCCAAAGCCAGUGACCAGACUUUCAAGUCCAAGCUCUACGAUAAUCAUCUGGGCAAGAACAAGAUGUUUGAGAAGCCGAAGGCAGCAAAGGGGAAAGCAGAGGCUCAUUUCGCCCUGGUUCACUAUGCUGGUACUGUUGACUAUAACAUUGGUGGUUGGCUGGUCAAAAACAAAGAUCCCCUGAAUGAAACUGUGGUCGGUCUUUACCAGAAAUCUUCUCUGAAGCUCCUCAGUGUGUUGUUUUCAAGUUAUUCAGGGACUGAUGGUGGUGACAAGGGAAGUGGAAAAGGAGCCAAAAAGAAAGGCUCCUCAUUCCAGACGGUGUCUGCACUUCACAGAGAAAACCUGAAUAAACUAAUGAACAACCUGAAGACCACACAUCCUCACUUUGUCCGAUGUCUAAUUCCUAAUGAUCAGAAAACCCCAGGAGUCAUGGACAACUGCCUUGUGAUGCACCAGCUGCGCUGUAACGGUGUCCUAGAAGGUAUCAGAAUCUGCAGGAAGGGUUUCCCAAACAGGGUGCAUUAUGGCGACUUCAAACAGCGGUACAGGAUCCUUAAUGCCUCUGCCAUUCCUGAGGGUCAAUUCAUCGACUGUAAGAAAAGUGCUGAGAAGUUGCUGGGAUCACUUGACAUAGACCACACUCAGUACAGGUUUGGCCACACAAAGGUUUUCUUUAAAGCUGGCUUGCUGGGAACUCUGGAGGAAAUGCGAGAUGAGCAACUCUCUCGGAUCAUCACCAGGAUCCAGGCUAAUGCCCGGGCCCUCCUCAUGAGGGCACAGUUUGCUAAACUAGUGGAACGUAGGGAUGCUCUGAUGGUCAUCCAGUGGAACCUUCGCUCUUUCCUUGGUGUAAAGAAUUGGCCAUGGAUGAAGUUGUUCUUCAAGAUCAAACCUUUGCUAAAGAGUGCUGAAUCCGAGAAAGAGAUGGCCAACAUGAAAGACGAGUUCAACAAGCUAAAAGAAGCGCUGGAGAAAUCCGAAGCAAGACGAAAGGAAAUAGAGGAGAAAAUGGUGACUCUUCUCCAAGAUAAGAAUGAUCUGACUCUGCAAAUCCAGUCUGAACAGGAUACUCUGACAGACGCUGAAGAACGCUGUGAACAGCUUAUCAAGAGCAAGAUUCAACUGGAGGCCAAGCUGAAGGAGCUGACAGAAAGACUAGAAGAUGAAGAGGAGCUGAAUGCAGACCUCACAGCAAAGAAACGCAAACUUGAGGAUGAAUGCUCCGAGUUGAAGAAAGAUAUCGAUGACCUGGAGCUGACUCUGGCCAAAGUUGAGAAAGAGAAACAUGCUACAGAGAAUAAGGUGAAAAACCUAACGGAGGAAAUGGCUUCCCAGGAUGAGACCGUCAUGAAACUGACCAAAGAGAAGAAGGCACUGCAGGAGGCUCACCAGCAGACACUGGAUGACCUUCAGAGCGAAGAGGACAAAUCCAACAGUCUGAACAAAGCUAAAGCUAAGCUGGAGCAACAGGUAGAUGAUUUGGAGGGCUCGCUGGAGCAAGAGAAGAAAGUCAGGAUGGACCUUGAGCGCUCAAAGAGGAAGUUCGAAGGAGACCUGAAACUGACCCAGGAGGGUUUGAUGGACUUGGAGAAUGAUAAACAACAGCUUGAAGAAAAGCUCAAGAAAAAAGACUUUGAAGUUGUCCAAAUUCAUUCAAGACUAGAAGACGAACAGGUGGCUUCAGUUCAGCUCCAGAAGAAGCUGAAAGAAAACCAGGCGAGAAUUGAGGAGCUGGAAGAGGAGCUGGAUGCCGAGCGUGCAGCCCGGGCCAAAGUGGAGAAGCAGCGCUCCGAUCUUUCCCGCGAGCUGGAGGACAUCAGUGAACGCCUGGAAGAAGCAGGUGGAGCAACAUCGGCUCAGGUGGAGCUGAGCAAGAAAAGAGAUGCUGAAUUUCAGAAGCUGCGAAGGGAACUGGAAGAAUCCACCCUCCACCAUGAGGCAACUGCUGCCACCCUGAGGAAGAAACAUGCAGACAGUGUCGCUGAACUGGGUGAGCAGAUUGACAACCUGCAGCGAGUGAAGCAGAAGCUGGAAAAAGAAAAGAGUGAGCUCAAACUUGAGCUGGAUGACUUGUCUUCUAACAUGGAGAGUGUUGUGAAGGCCAAGUCAAACAUUGAGAAGAUCUGUCGUACGAUGGAAGACAACAUGAACGAGUACAAGAGUAAAUAUGAGGAAGCUCAACGAAGUGUCAAUGACUUGAACUCACAGAGGGCCAAGCUGCUCACGGAGAAUGGGGAAUUUGGACGCCAGCUGGAGGAGAAGGAGUGUCUGAUAUCACAGCUCACUAGAGGGAAGAACUCAUACAACCAGCAGGUAGAAGAUCUACGCAGACAGCUAGAAGAGGAGAUCAAGGCAAAGAAUGCUCUUGCCCAUGCUGUGCAGUCUGCUCGUCAUGACUGUGAUCUGCUCCGAGAACAGUUUGAAGAAGAGCAGGAAGCAAAGGCUGAGCUGCAGAGAGCUCUGUCAAAAUCGAACACAGAGGUCUCAGCAUGGAGGACAAAAUAUGAAACUGAUGGAAUUCAGAGAACAGAAGAGCUGGAAGAAGCCAAAAAGAAGCUUGUUCAGAGACUGCAGGAAGCAGAGGAGGCCAUUGAGGCAGUGAACGCAAAGUGUUCAUCUCUUGAGAAGACCAAACAUCGCCUCCAAAAUGAGAUUGAAGACCUAAUGCUGGACCUCGAGCGAUCCAAUGCAGCAUCUGCAGCACUGGACAAGAAGCAAAGAGCCUUCGACAAAGUCUUGGCAGAGUGGAAGCAGAAAUUUGAGGAGUCACAGUGUGAGCUGGAGGCCUCUCAGAAGGAGGCUCGGUCUCUGAGUACUGAACUCUUCAAACUGAGAAAUGCCUAUGAAGAGAGUCUUGAUCAACUCGAGACAAUGAAGAGAGAGAACAAAAACCUCCAGGAGGAGAUCUCGGACCUCACUGACCAGCUUGGAGAGGGUGGCAGAAGUGCCCAUGAACUGGAGAAGAUCCGGAAGCAGCUUGAACAAGAAAAGGCUGAGCUCCAGUCGGCACUGGAGGAGGCAGAAGGUUCGCUGGAGCAUGAAGAGAGCAAAAUCCUGCGAGUUCAACUUGAAUUCAACCAGGUGAAGGCCGAGAUGGAGCGGAAAGUGGCUGAGAAAGACGAGGAGAUGGAGCAGGCCAAGAGAAACUACCAACGCAUGCUUGAGUCACUUCAGUCCUCUCUGGAAUCUGAGACCAGGAGCCGCAAUGAGGCCCUGAGAGUCAAGAAGAAGAUGGAAGGUGAUCUAAACGAGAUGGAGAUUCAGCUCUGCCAAGCUAACAGGCAGGCAGCUGAGGCCCAAAAACAGCUCAAGAGCCUCCAGGCCUUCCUGAAGGACACUCAACUGCAGCUGGAUGAUACACAGCAUGGCAACGAUGAGCUGAGAGAGAACAUCGCUCUCCUUGAACGACGAAACAACCUGAUCCAGGCUGAGCUUGACGAACUGAGGGCUGCUCUCGAGCAGACGGAAAGAAGUCGGAAACUUGCUGAACAGGAGCUCACUGACACAAGUGAGCGAAUGCAACUUCUACACUCCCAGAACACUAGCCUGAUCAACCAGAAGAAGAAGCAUGAAACAGAUCUCCUCAACCUGCAGAAUGAGAUUGAGGAGGCCAUACAGGAGAAUCGCAAUGCUGAGGAGAAGGCAAAGAAGGCCAUCACAGAUGCAGCUAUGAUGGCUGAGGAGCUCAAGAAGGAGCAGGACACCAGCGCCCAUCUGGAGCGCAUGAAGAAGAACAUGGAGCAGACCAUCAAAGACCUGCAGCACCGUCUGGACGAGGCCGAGCAAAUUGCCAUGAAGGGCGGCAAGAAGCAGCUCCAGAAACUGGAGGCUCGCAUCAAAGAGCUGGAGAAUGAGCUAGAGGCUGAGCAGAAGAGGGGAAUCGAAUCGAUCAAAGGGGUUCGCAAGUACGAACGCCGCAACAAGGAGCUCACCUACCAGACUGAGGAAGACCGCAAGAACAUGGCUCGCCUCCAGGACCUGGUGGACAAACUACAGCUGAAGGUCAAGUCCUACAAACACGCAGCUGAGGAGGCUGAGGAGGUGGCAAACACCAACAUGGCCAAACUCCGCAAACUGCAGCACGAACUGGACGAGGCGGAGGAGAGAGCCGACAUUGCCGACUCACAGGUGAACAAGUUGAGGGCAAAGACCCGGGAUGGAUCCUCCAAGAAGGGCCUGGAUGAGUGA
Molecule: messenger RNA, 5805 nt
Organism: Platichthys flesus (European flounder)
Lineage: Eukaryota; Metazoa; Chordata; Actinopteri; Pleuronectiformes; Pleuronectidae
Gene: myh6
Product: myosin, heavy chain 6, cardiac muscle, alpha
Exons: 1
Coding region: 1-5805 (1934 amino acids)
Cellular component (GO): myosin complex
Molecular function (GO): ATP binding; actin filament binding; cytoskeletal motor activity
Source: RefSeq, a predicted model, not a curated record